GUGGGAUGGACUAUCGAUCAGGUAACGCUUUGCUUCUUUGUCCCUCUUCUUUGCUUCUUCCCUCGACAUCGCCGCCUGUUCGACUACCAGCGAAUAUACCCAAGGACAAGGAACUAGAAUUUUAGCAGGGUAGAAGAAGAGAUAGAAAAGGGGAAAAGAGAGAGAAACGAUAAAAAAGAGCCACAGCAGGAUGGAUCCUGUCGUACCGCAGGAAAUCACGAACGAAUUGACUCAGAUUCUAUCGAAUCUAGUGCUGGGUGAUAAUGAAAUACGCGCAAAUGCAGAAAAAGCGGUCAACGAUAGACUUACCUCUACUCCUGACCAAUACGUCCUAGCUCUCUCCCAAUUCGCCAUCACUGCAGACAAACAGGUCAUGCGUUCUUUCUCUCUCAUCCUCCUCCGCCGUCUCCUUUUUCGCGCCUCUCAAAACCACCCUACCCAUACCCAUCGAACUUUGACUUUAUACGACCGACUAUCCCAUACGGCCCUAACAACCCUCGAACGUCUCCUUCUUCAUUCAUUAGGCCACGAAACCUCCCCAAACGUUCGACGAAAAACAGUCGAUACCGUAUGUGACGUCGCAAACCAAGGCAUGGCACGAGGAAGACCCUGGCACGCUCUCCAGGCCCAAGUAUUCACCAUGGCUUCCACCUUCAACACCCCAUCAACCAAUUCUCCAUCCCCAACCACUCCCUUCCGCGCAUCUCCAGAAGCUAUUCGCGAAAGCGCGUUUCUGGUUUUCAAAGGUUGUCCCAACCUCGUUAUGGACCUCCAAACUGACGCCGUCUUAUCCGUAUUCUCGAGAGGCUUGAAAGACCAAGAAUCGAUCGCCGUCAGACAUGCGGCCUUAGAAGCCAGUAUUGUCUACCUCACAUCCGCAGAUCCCAAUCAACUCGCUCAAAGUCUCUCGUUGAUGUAUCCCAUUCUCGACACCCUCCCACCUCUACUUGCCGAAAUUCAAGCGUUACAACCGAACUCUGCGAAUCCUGUACCUACACCAACACCACCUUCCAAUACAUCUACGAAUACGACACAGAGACUUCGUAUGGAGGGCAAAUCCCCAGUGGCACAUUUGACGACGUUCAUUUCGUCGCUCACACCGCUCUGUUCAGCUCAGCCAAUGUUGUUUUAUCCGCAUCUCUCAGGGUUACUUUCUUUCCUCCCCAAUCUCGUCUUGCCACCUGCGUAUCCUGGGCCUACACCGACCAGUGACACGCCUUUCCUUGGACGGCCGUCUCCUUCGAAUCCGAAUCCGAAUUCAGGAUUGGGAGAAGAAUGGAACGAAGGGGAUGGGUAUGAAGCAAUCGAAGAAGACGAGGUUGAGGAGAGGAGCAAGUUGAGGUUAACGGCGUUGGAGUUUAUGAUCAGUCUUUGUGAGGCUCGGCCUAGUAUGUUUCGGAGGGGUCCUUCUACACCAGACGACUCGGCGGCGUCACCUUCGUGGCUUGGCGUUGUGAUACGAGCAUGCUUGGAGGGUAUGGCCGAGAUCGAUGAACAGUGUCCUUAUGGCGUUGAGGGCGGUUUGGAGAGGUGGUUGAGGGACGAUCCCUCAUCCUCUUCAACAGCAAGCGUAGAAAACGAAUCUGCACCAGCUUUAUAUGAACAAUCCUUGGAUCGUAUGGCGUUUGCGAUGGGUGGGAGGGACGUGUUACCUCCUGCGUUCCAGUACAUCCCAUCCAUGAUCGCCUCUUACGACUGGCGCGCUAGACACGCAGGCUUAAUGGCUAUAGCUGCUAUAGCCGAAGGAACGGGUAAAGUGAUGGUAAACGAGUUGGGAAAGGUUGUCGAGUUGGUCGUUCCGCUGUUUCGGGAUACACAUCCCAGGGUUCGAUAUGCCGCUGCUCAGUGUGUGGGUCAGUUAUGCACGGAUUUGGAAGAGAUAAUACAAGAACAAUACCACCAACAGUUGUUUUCGGUUCUUAUACCAGCUUUGGAUGACCCUGAACCUAGAGUCCACUCUCAUGCAGCCGCUGCGCUUAUAAACUUCUGCGAAGGCGUAGCUCGAAAUACUCUCCUUCCUUACCUUGACCCCAUCGUCGAAAGACUAUUACGGUUGCUAGAAAGUCCAAAAGGUUAUGUCCGGGAACAAGCAGUGACGACGUUAGCUAUGGUUGCUGAUGCUGCCGAGGGUGGAUUUGUAAAGCACUACGCAACCCUCCUACCUCUUCUUAUCAACGCUCUCCGUCACUCGACAGGAAAAAUGAGGUUGAAAGCUAUGGAAUGUGUCGGGCUCGUGGGUAUCGCUGUUGGGAAAGACGUGUUUAGACGGGAUAUUCAAGACGUUGGAGAGUGUUUGGUUAGAAUUCAGAAUUCUCCACCGGACCCAUCAGAUCCUCAACUACUACAUUAUCUCAUGGGAACGUGGGCGAAGAUAUGUCAAGCGAUGGGAGAAGAAUUUGAAGUCUACCUACCUGUUGUUAUGCCACCGCUUUUGGCGACGGCUAGUGCGAAAGCUGAUGUUAGUUUCGAGAUUGAUGAAGACGCGACGGCGGAAGGCUGGGAAACCGUCAAUAUGGAUGGGCAGACUGUAAGUAUUCGCACCGGGGCCAUUGAGGAGAAGUGCCAGGCGUUUGAAACGAUGGUUAUCUACGCUAGUACACUCGGCCCUCGAUAUGCACCUUACCUUGCUCAAAGUCUAGAAGUGACGUUACCCUCAAUGAAGUUUUAUUUUCACGAUGGAGUUAGAGAAGCUUGCGCUAUGCUCCUCCCAAUGCUUCUCUCCUCUGGCCAAAAGUCCUCCACUCUAACGACCGCCAUGGUUCAUGCGACGUUUAACCAACUCAUCAACGUCAUCAAAGACGAGCACGACACCUCAUUCAUCGGCUCCCUCUUUAAGUCCUUUGCUGACUGUGUCAAGGUUCUCGGGGGACCGCAAGUCGUCGAGAAAGAGUUUGUUGAAGGGUUAGUUGAAGGUGCGAAGAGGUUCGUGAUGGGCGUUGCUGAGAAACGACGGGCGAGGGCUCAUGGCGCUGGAGCGGAAGGAAGUGGGGAGAUGGUAGGCGUUGAAGGAGAGGAUCGGGAAGAGCUAGAGUUGAUCGAAGAGAUGGAACACUUUGCGUUGGACGAGAUUCGGGGGUGUGUCGGGAUGUGGAGGGAGGGUGAGCCUGUUGUUAUUGCUGUAAGUGGGGUGAAGGAACUCGGUGUUUGUGGGAGGUUCGGGUUGGAUGAGGACCUGGAACAGUGACUGCCCAGGCUCGAGUCCCUCCUUCUUUAGAUAAUUAGGAAGAACGUAUUAUAUGUGUAUAACGACCAUCCACGAAACGUGGUCUCGAGUAUUUGUAGCUUUAUCUUUUGCUUUCCUUUAUUGCUUUGCAUAGUUUCAGCGCUCGCGAUAUCUUACGAUGAAUAGAUUUCCGUCUCAUACAUUC
Marasmius oreades (fairy-ring Marasmius) is the source of this 3368-nucleotide messenger RNA. RefSeq lists its product as uncharacterized. Bases 191 to 3184 code for a protein of 997 amino acids. The transcript is spliced from 12 exons. Lineage: Eukaryota; Fungi; Basidiomycota; Agaricomycetes; Agaricales; Marasmiaceae. Gene Ontology annotation, biological process: protein import into nucleus. Gene Ontology annotation, molecular function: nuclear import signal receptor activity. The record is from RefSeq and is a predicted model, not a curated record. Gene Ontology annotation, cellular component: cytoplasm; nucleus.